Molecule: messenger RNA, 697 nt
Organism: Carassius auratus (goldfish)
Lineage: Eukaryota; Metazoa; Chordata; Actinopteri; Cypriniformes; Cyprinidae
Exons: 3
Coding region: 26-697 (223 amino acids)
Source: RefSeq, a predicted model, not a curated record
ACACACGACAGAGAGGACCUGUCUAAUGGUUUUCUUCUGGGGAGGACUAGCCGAGCCCUUCAAGUCCCUUAUGCCAUUCUGGCACCCCGACGAGACGCUGGAGGAUUACAUCAACCUGGCUCUGCAGUUGAGCGGCUCAGCUGUUAGGGUGGAGUUAGCUGCAGAGCCAGCUCAAGGUUCUCCCAAGGCGACAGUCCAGGAGUCAGCAGAGGCCUCGUCGGCUGCACCCAGUGCCUCACACCUGUUCCUGGAGCGUCACAGGCUGAUGCGCUGCAUGCGGGAUUCACAGUGGAUGUCGGUGCGAGCAGCGUGGUCGGCUCGCAGGACUCACAAGGUGGUGGAGCCUGCUGAUGUUCCCUCUGAGGCAGUGGGGCUGACUGCUAGCCUUCACAAAGCCGCAGAUUCCACUCAGGAUUGCCCCAAGGCGGCGGUGUCCGUUCAGGAUUGCCCCGAGGAGGCAGUGUCCGCCCACGAUGCCCCCGAGGCGGCGUCGUCCGCUCACGAUGUCCCCGAGGCAGCGGCGUCUGCUCACGAUGUCCCCGAGGCAGCGGCGUCCGCUCACGAUGUCCCCGAGGCGGCGGCAUCUGCUCACGAUGUCCCCGAGGCGGCAGCGUCCGCUCACGAUUCCCACAAGGUGGUGGUGACCGCUCCGGACCCUCCAGAGUCGAGUCAGCUGGAGACCGAGACCCAAAACUAA